UUGCUCAGGGGCACUUCCUCUUCCGGCUGCGCGAGGCUUUUGCUCCAGCCGACGUGUUCUUCCGGUGGCGAAGCGGCAGCUUACCCUGUGCAGGGCAAAAUGGAGCUCGAGGCCAUGAGCAGAUACACCAGCCCAGUGAAUCCGGCUGUCUUCCCCCACCUGACUGUGGUGCUUUUGGCCAUUGGCAUGUUCUUCACCGCCUGGUUCUUCGUUUAUGAGGUCACCUCCACCAAGUACACUCGAGAUAUCUACAAAGAGCUUCUCAUCUCCUUGGUGGCCUCACUCUUCAUGGGCUUUGGAGUGCUCUUCUUGCUGCUCUGGGUCGGCAUUUAUGUGUGAGCUCCCAAGGGUACCAACCAGACGGCUUCACUGAAUCUCUGCUCUUGUAAAUUUUUUUACUGUUGCUGGAAGUAUCCCACCUGCUGCUCACAAUAAAGGCAAAUGUCUGACA
Molecule: messenger RNA, 451 nt
Organism: Microcebus murinus (gray mouse lemur)
Lineage: Eukaryota; Metazoa; Chordata; Mammalia; Primates; Cheirogaleidae
Gene: TMEM258
Product: transmembrane protein 258
Cellular component (GO): oligosaccharyltransferase complex
Source: RefSeq, a predicted model, not a curated record